GCAGCCUGCACAACGCACGACGCACGACGCACGACGCACAACGCGCAACGCUUCAUCUCGGCCCCCCUUCACGUCGCCCGGGACAACGGCAUUGCAUGCAUUGCAGGCCACACUGCAUGGCAUUAUCCUGACAUUACCUUACAUUUGCCACUGCACUACACCUGGCCCUAGACCACACACUUGUUACUCAUCGUCGCCUGGGCAGUCUGGCAGUCACCUCACCCACCAGUCAGUCAGUCAGUCAGUCAGUCAGUCUCGUCUCGGCUGUGGUAUCACCCAAUUAAUUCCGCCCGUCUCUGCUGGCCAGCCGUCCCAAUAGCCGUCCACGCCCGCGUCCCCAUACCCAUACCAGCCCAUACCCGUCCAUACCCAGCAACAGGACCCAGUUCGCGCAUCUAGGGCAGGCCUCGCUUGUUUCUACGCCCUCCCAUUCUUUCUUCUCCCCUUCCUUCCUUUUUAAUUCUUCUUUGCCAUGUCUGCCCCCGGUCCUCCACCCCAAGGCUUCCUGGAGCAAUCCGGCACCCUGCUCUACACCGCCGCCUCGUGGAUGCGUCUGCCGGCCAUAGCUUCGACUGGCGUUGCUGCUGUGCUCACCUCCCUGCUCUACUUCAAACAAAAGGCCCUGAUAUACCCCUCGCACAUGCCCCCGAAUGCCCGAACAGAUGUUCCCCGACCCUCCCAGUUCGGCAUACACGACUUCGAAGACUUGAUGAUCCCGACCAACGAUGGCGAAAAGCUGUCUGCCUUCUACAUGCGCGGCCCGCGUCACGGGCGCAACUCCAACGUCACCGUCUUGAUGUUCCACGGAAAUGCUGGCAACAUCGGCCACCGACUACCCAUCGCCCGCAUGCUCAUCAGUCUGACGGGCUGCAACGUUUUCAUGCUCGAGUACCGAGGCUACGGUCUGUCCACGGGCGAGCCGGGCGAGUCUGGAAUAUGUCUCGACGCGCAAACCGCCCUCGAUUACUUGCGCGACCGCGCAGAGACGAGCAACCACAAGCUAGUAAUUUACGGGCAGAGUCUGGGCGGCGCGGUUAGCAUCAAGCUCGUCGCAGACAACCAGAAGGAGGGCGACAUUGUUGGCUUGAUCCUGGAGAACACCUUCCUCUCGAUGCGGAAGCUCAUCCCUUCAGUCCUGCCUCCUGCAAAAUACUUGUCGCUUCUGUGCCACCAGGUUUGGCCCAGCGACUCUAUAAUACCCAACAUCACGAAAGUGCCCAUCCUGUUCCUGUCCGGCCUGCAGGAUGAGAUCGUCCCACCAAAUCACAUGCGCAAGCUCUACGACUUAUCGCAAGCACCCAACAAGAUCUUUAAGCCGCUCCCCGGCGGCGACCACAACUCAAGCGUGCUCGAGGAGGGUUACUUCGAGUCGAUAUCGGACUUUAUCGCCUCCAUCACCCAGGAAUAUCCCACCACCCCACCCGAGAAGAGUCGCAUGUGAGCUGCGUGGGAUUUAGAACUGGAGGGAGCCGGGUCGUGAACUAAAGGCCGGUAGUGCGGGAGCCGCCGCCCAAUCUUCACCGCCCCCCGGCCGCCGGGACCCAAAAGCGAGGUCGCUCGCUCGUCCCUUUCCAUCUAUCUAUCAGCGUGGGAUUUAGGCUUUCGAUCAGAGAGCAAGCAUGUGGCGGCAUGGCUGGCUGGUAGACCGGCGUCGUGAGGCAUGCAUUGACGAGGCUAUUUUGGCCCCGUGGACUGGCAAACAAAAUUGCGCCUUUGAUAAAGAUACCCCCCUGUUGGAAUUUUUUACUGCAUUACUAUGUAGUAUCUAUCUACCUAGUGUCCAACCAACCAAGUCCUUUCUCUGCAUGUUGAAGCUGGCAUUCGCUUGUCUCAGAAAGAGAAGGGCUGUCCAGAAAUGAGCUGCUGCGCCUGAGGAAUGGAGGUUCCCAGUGUAAUUACCCAGUGCGGCGAUCCAAAAGGUGGGCGCCCGUUGACCAGGGGGGCUCGGGGAGUGGGGGCCAGCCAGCAUGUUGGUAUUCAGAAAACAGAUACACAGGCAAGAAACACUACAAAGAAGCAAUCCAAGAUAGGAAACCCUGUUCUGUCGGGAUAUUUCUCAGUCCCCACUUGCGUACCGAUUGCCCGGAGACAAGAUAACAGUGUUUCAGAAAAGAAACGAACACUGAGGGAAAAAGCAAGACAGGAAAAAAAGACGAGUGUCAAAAUCAUGGCCUGGAAAUCACUUGCGAUAUCUCCCCAUCUCGCGUACAUCUCCGCCGCAGGCUACCAGUCACAAGCGACAUGACCUCACGACAAAAAAAACCUGGUUCAAUACACACAAGCAACAUAUUGGGACGAUGAUCAUUUCAUUUACUGUCGCCCACGAUUACGGGCCAGCAGUGCAUGUGACUGAGUUUUCCCUCGGUUAAAUAUGUAUGCUUUCCAGUGCACGCGGGACAUCCAAGAGGCCGGCCCGUCGGGCUUGCCUUGCUUGCCCGGGCCCCGGGGAACUCUUUCUUCACCGUGAGAGAAAACACCUCAUACGGGGAAAUGGGCUGCAGAGCGAGAUUGUGUCUCGCGCCAAUUCGCCCACCCACCGGCUGUAUGGCCGAGUCCGAAUAGCAAUUCCCGCGUUGUGCAUCGCCUCCACGGCGGGACACCCUUCCCCCAACAACCCCUUGCCCAUCCUCCGUCGUAGAUGUCACUGUUCCUUCGAGCCAGGUACAUAGACCAAGUCCCAUGAAUGGCCUUCUUACUCCUCCGCGGGUACCUCGGCCUUGUUCUCCUGCUUCCUCGCGCCGAGCCGCCGCAGCGCGACAAAGCCCGUCCCGGGGACCUUGGCGUCGAUGACCGGCGCCGCAGCCCACUGCCUAGGUCGGGCCGCGGCACGGCUCGCCACCUGGGACCAGCCGCCGCCGCCGCUGCCGCCAGACCCGUCGCCCUCGCGGCGCAGGAUGUGUG
Messenger RNA from Diaporthe batatas, 2901 nucleotides. RefSeq lists its product as uncharacterized. Gene Ontology annotation, molecular function: palmitoyl-(protein) hydrolase activity. The record is from RefSeq and is a predicted model, not a curated record. The transcript has 4 exons. Bases 473 to 1441 code for a protein of 322 amino acids. Gene Ontology annotation, cellular component: membrane. Lineage: Eukaryota; Fungi; Ascomycota; Sordariomycetes; Diaporthales; Diaporthaceae.